Molecule: messenger RNA, 2065 nt
Organism: Dioscorea cayenensis subsp. rotundata (Guinea yam)
Lineage: Eukaryota; Viridiplantae; Streptophyta; Magnoliopsida; Dioscoreales; Dioscoreaceae
Product: peptidyl-prolyl cis-trans isomerase FKBP53
Exons: 12
Coding region: 96-1829 (577 amino acids)
Molecular function (GO): peptidyl-prolyl cis-trans isomerase activity
Source: RefSeq, a predicted model, not a curated record
GGCGUCUUCGUGUAGGGUUUUGCCUGCCAUUUCUAGGGUUUAAGAGAACUCCAAGCUUGCAAGAAAUCCUCAUCGGUUCCUCACCGUCUUUCUUGAUGGCUUUUUGGGGGAUCGAAGUGAGGCCUGGGAAACCCUACACUCACUCCUUUGAUAGGUCCCGUGGAAGGCUUCGGAUCUCUCAGGCAACGCUUGGAGAUGGCAAAGGUACAGCAAAGAGUGUGCUGCAGUGUAAUGUUGGUGAUAAGAGCCCCAUCUUGCUCUGCAAUCUGAUUCCCAAUGUAUCUGAAUCUUGCCAUCUGGAACUGGAGUUUGAGGAGGCUGAUGAUGUGGUUUUCUCUGUUCUUGGGCAGAAAAGUGUCCAUUUGUCUGGCUUCUAUCUCGGUUCAGGUGGCAAUGGAGGGGGAGAAGAUUCUGAUGAAUCCUAUGGUGAAGAUAUUGCUGAGACAGAAUCGGAAGAUAUGGAGAACUUAUAUAACAGUGAAGAUGAUGAAUAUGAAUCCGACUUUAUUGAUGAUGAUGAUGUUGAGAUGUUUGCUUCUUCUCGCCGGAAGAGUAAUGUCGUUAUUAAGGAGAUUUUUGAAGAAGAUGAUAAGCCACAAAAUGGGAAUGCUGGCCGUCGCAGGUUAAAGAAGAAUCGUGAGAUUAGUGAUUCUGAUGAUGAGGAUGAUGUUGGUUCUCAACGUCAACUUGUUGUCAAAGGUAGCAGCCCUAAGCUAUUGGAGAGUGAAGAUGAGGAUGGUUUUCCAAUUUCUUUCUCUAUGAUGCAAAAAAGCCCUGUAAAGAAGGCUGAGGUAAAUGAAAACCCUGAUCAAAAGAGUUGUGUGGUCAAAAAAAGGAAGAUCGACACUAUGGCUGAUGAUGCUGAGUUGAAAAGGAAAUCAAGUGAGCCCAUUGAUUCUUCUGUACCUUCUGAUAUUGAACCUGAAAGUAAUGAAAAACCAAAGAAGAAAAAGAAAGUUAAGGGUAAAAAAUCCCUUCAAACUGAUGAAGGUCAACUAGUAGAGGGUAAGAUGGAGAAAAAGGACAAUGAUCUUGCGGCUGGAGCAAAUGUUGACGAGUCUGUAGAUGGUGGUAUUGUGAAGAAGAAAAAGAAAGAGAACAAGAAAGUCGAGAACUCUGAAGUUGUGAAUGGCGUUUCAGCUGAUGGACCUGAGGAAGGAGGUAAAAAAGAGCCAGCUGAAGGCAAGCCAAAGGCUGCUGACGACAUGGGUGAAGAUCUACCAGAUGCCGUUGAACAGGAGUUGUCUGUUGACAAGAACAAUGCCAAGCGAAAAAAGAAUAAGAAGAAAAUCCAGCAAACGGAAGAGAAUGCAAAUUCUAACGAAGAACUGCCCAAGAAUGCUGAUAUCCAUGAUCAACCUGCUGUUGCUGAUGAAAAGGAGACCAAGAAAAAGAAGAAAAGGAACAAAAAUCAUGAUAAUGAUCCUAAUAAUGAUGUGGCAUCUAAACUCUCUGUGGCUGAAGAGAAACAAGGUGGAGCAGGGCGAAAUGCAAAAACCUAUCCUAAUGGUCUGACGGUGGAAGAAUUGUCAAUGGGAAAACCAGAUGGCAAAAGAGCUUCUCCUGGAACUAAGGUUGCUGUGAAUUAUAUUGGCAAAUUAAAGAAUGGAAAGAUAUUUGACUCUACAACUGGCGGGAAGCCUUUCAAGUUCCGCCUUGGAAUAGGUCAGGUUAUCAAGGGAUGGGAUGUUGGCAUCAAUGGUAUGCGUGUCGGUGACAAGAGGAAGCUAACCAUCCCACCAUCAAUGGGUUAUGGGAAUAAAAAUAUAGGCCAAAUACCUGCAAACUCAUGGCUCAUUUUUGAUGUGGAGUUAGUGAGUGUCAACUGAAUUCCUUCAGUCCCAUUCUCAAAACACUGUUCCUUCCAGUUUCAAGGAAAGGAGACCAAUUUUGCUUGUCUAAUGAGGCUUCUUCAAAUCAGUAAGUCUGUAAUGCUUUGUUCUACUGUAUACCUGUGGAAUUUGUUCCUUUUUGCUCAAAGUUGUUUGUUAAAGUGAUACUUGUGUUGUCCUGCAACCAUAUUUUUUUGGGAAUAUCUUGGUACCACUUGUGGACAAAUCUUUUA